AUGUACCACCCCCCCUCCUACUACCACCAGAACUUGGGCACCGCAGGCCACAGAGCCUCGUCCUCCUACAACUACAUGCCCCAGUAUCCCCUCAACCACAGGCCCUCGCGUUCCUUCUACGCCUAUCCUCCCGCCUACCCCGUGCAAAUGCCAGUCCCCGUGGCUGUUCAGGCGCCUAUCCAGGCACCUGUUGAGCAGCCUGUCAACGGUGGCAUCAACCCAGUUUUGGAGUACGAUUUGAACAAUAUGGCUACCUUUCUUAGCUGGUGUGCGUUUGGCAUGUUGAAACAGCAAAAGAGCCCCACCAAGGAGUUCGACAACUUGAUCGUGUCGGUACUCUUCGCCACUAGACUCCCCAAGUCCACCAUCAUCAUCGCGUUGGAGUAUAUGAACCAGCGGUUCUCGUCCAAAAACGAGCUCACCUCCCGAGACUUGGUCGAAAACGAAAUCUUCGUCCACCUCGUGGUUGCGUUGGUUUUGGCCAACAAGUUCAACGACGACAACACCUUCACGAACAAGUCGUGGUGCGGAGCAACAGGCUUGGAUUUGGUGCUGUUGAACGAGCAUGAGAGAGCAUGGCUUGACGAGUGCAAAUGGAGCCUAAACGUUGUCAACUUCGAAUCCAAUAUCUUGACCUUGGAAGAGUGCUGGAAGACCUGGUUAGACAAGUACGGCGCCAGCGAGAACUCGUCUUCAUCCACAGUGUCUCCCCCCUCGUACUACACUGGACACCCCCACAACAGCAUCCCGUCAUCACCAGUUUACUCAGGUGGUCACAGCAACGAAAACUACUACUAUCCAUCGUCGUCACCAAUCACUUCAUCUCCCUCAAAAUACACCCAAGAAAAUUACGCCUUUUGGCCCAAUCACCACCAACAGCCCCCCAGUAUCUGGUCACAUGCGCCAGGCUACCACGCUGGCAACAGCUUUAGCAAUGAUCCAGCCGUGCAAUAUGUGGGAGCCAACUUCGUGGGGUACGCCAAUCCUUACUACAACUACAACUUGGCAUCUUGUUAA
Molecule: messenger RNA, 1017 nt
Organism: Suhomyces tanzawaensis NRRL Y-17324
Lineage: Eukaryota; Fungi; Ascomycota; Pichiomycetes; Serinales; Debaryomycetaceae
Gene: CLG1
Product: Clg1p
Exons: 3
Coding region: 1-1017 (338 amino acids)
Biological process (GO): regulation of cyclin-dependent protein serine/threonine kinase activity
Cellular component (GO): nucleus; cyclin-dependent protein kinase holoenzyme complex
Molecular function (GO): cyclin-dependent protein serine/threonine kinase regulator activity; protein kinase binding
Source: RefSeq, a predicted model, not a curated record